This is a messenger RNA of Chaetura pelagica (chimney swift), 1284 nucleotides long. RefSeq names its product galactose-3-O-sulfotransferase 2-like. The transcript has 7 exons. Gene Ontology annotation, biological process: glycolipid biosynthetic process. Bases 1 to 1284 code for a protein of 427 amino acids. The record is from RefSeq and is a predicted model, not a curated record. Gene Ontology annotation, molecular function: galactosylceramide sulfotransferase activity. Lineage: Eukaryota; Metazoa; Chordata; Aves; Apodiformes; Apodidae. Gene Ontology annotation, cellular component: membrane.
AUGGAGAACAUCACCAAGGUGUCCAGCAGAGCCUGGAUCUGCAGGAAGCUGAAUUCAAUCUACAGGUGCCAGCCAGGUCGGCUCUGGGUCUUCUUCAGCCUCCUCAUCCUCCUCUUGGUCACCCUGCAAGUUGUGGAGAAGCUGCAGCCUCCCAGGAGCUGCCGCUGUGAGCUGGAGCAGAGCACCCAGCAUGGCCAGAAGAGGUUCAGCUCUGCCCUCCAGAGCCCUGAGCUGCUAUGGGAGGAGGAUCCCCCCGGGUGGCAGAGGAAAGUCAAGCCCCAGCUGGCUGCCACCGAGGGCGUGCAGGACAUCUUCCAGGUGGAUCUCUACUUCAGUCAGGAGACCCCGCUGGGAAGGAGCCCAGGCAGCCCAGAGGAGCACUGGACAUGGCAGCCCGUGGAGAGCAGCAAGGAGUGGCUCAGACACUCCUCAGCAGCUCAACCCCCACCAGCAGAGGACUUGGAUAAGACAGACCUGGAGAGGGGAUUUUUCCCAAGCCGGACAAAAGCCUCUAAGGGUGGUGAGUUGCCUCUUGGAGAAGGACAUCAGGCCAGAGGGGUCUUCUCUCCAGGGGAGAUGUGUGAGCCCAAGACUGACAUCGUUUUCCUCAAAGUCCACAAGAGCGCCAGCAGCACCGUCAUGAACAUCCUCUUCCGCUUCGGGGAGACACACAACCUCACCUUUGCCUUCCCCUCCGGGGGGGGAAACCAGCUCUUCUACCCCAACCACUUCUUGGCCAAGUUCGUGCAGGGAUUCUCUCCCCAGAGCCCUCAAAGGUUCAACAUCCUCUGCCACCACAUGCGGUUCCUGCAGCCGGAGGUCGAGAAGGUGGUGCCCAGCUCGGCCGUCUACUUCUCCAUCCUGCGGAACCCGGUGCAGCUGAUGGAGUCCUCCUUCGCCUACUACCGCGGCGCCUCCGCCUUCUCCCGCGCCCGCAGCCUGGACGAGUUCCUGAGCCAGCCCCGCCGCUUCUACGACCCGUCCAGCAGCGACCGCCCGGACCCUCAUGGCCUUCGACUUCGGGCCAUCGAGGCCUCCUUCGACCUGCUCCUCAUCUCCGAGUACUUCGACGAGUCGAUGGUGCUGCUGAAGGAGACGCUCUGCUGGGACCUGGACAGCGUGGUCUCCUUCCCCCUCAACACCAGGGACAGCCGGGCCAAAUCGCGGCUCUCCGGGGCGGCGGUGGAGAGGAUCAAGGCGUGGAACCGGCUGGACUGGGAGAUCUACACCCACUUCAACAGGACCUUCUGGGCCAGGAUCCAGCGGGACAUCGGGACUGAAUAG